GCGCCAUCUGUCAAUAUGCUUUCACCAUUUCCGAUCAAAAAAUAUUGAGAUCAUUUUUGAAGAAUUACUCAUUGAAAUGGACUUUGUAGUCUUCGAAAUAAUCAGAAAUUGACAAAUGGAAUUACUAAGAUUCGUCAGCUGCUAAAUAUAAAACCAAAAACGUGGACAAUGAAGUUGAAAUCGAUAUAAAUUCAGAAAUACGUCAUUCAAUUUUGAACAGCUGAUCAGCUGAGCUGAGUUAAUUUUUUGACAGACAACAAAGGAAGGAAAUACACAAAAAGAAAUUAACACACGUGCAAUGAUGAAGGAAUUAGAAUGGGGGAGCUCCAAAGUGGACUGGUGUGAGUCAAAUUACCACAUUACAUCUGCAAUUGCUGAGUUUUAUAAUACGAUCAGCAAUGUGUUGUUCUUCCUCAUCCCCCCUAUCCUGAUCUACCUCUUUCGACAGUACACUCGUCAAGUUGACUGGGGGGUCAACGUUGUCUGGGUUUUACUGAUCAUCGUGGGAGCUGGCUCCGUAUAUUUCCACACAACGCUGAGCAUUGUGGGACAGUUAAUUGAUGAGAUCUCUAUCUUAUGGGUCGUGAUGUCAGCCCUAGCGCUAUGGUACCCUCGACGUUACCUGCCCGAACUAUUCCAAAAUAGGGGUCAUUUCAAGAUGACAAUGUUGUUCUUCACUGUGAUAACAUCUGGUUUGGCAUGUGCAGUUCCUGAAGUAAAUGCCUUUGUGCUGAUGCUCUUUGGAAUACCAGGAAUAACAUUAUUGAUCCUUGAAUUAAAAAGGUGUGAGAACACAAGAGUUUACAACCUUGGCUUCCGAUGCUGCGUGCUUUUCAUCCUUGCCGUGACUUGCUGGAUCAACGAUCGGCUAUUUUGCGAAGUAUGGGCAUCAGUUAACUUUCCAUACCUACACUGCGGGUGGCAUCUAUUGAUAUUUAUUGCAUCCUACACGGCAUGUGUUUUCUUCGCCUAUUUCGAUGCUUUAACUGAAGUGCCAGAACAGAUGCCAGUUUUGAAAUACUGGCCAAAUGAUAAAUGGGACAUUUGGGGCAUUCCAUAUAUAUCCUUGAAACGUAUGGGUCAGAAACCAUUGCGUAAGUUCUAGAAAUGGGACCUAUAUGGGGUUUCAUGUAUAUCACUGAAACUUAUGGGUCAGAAACAUUUGCGUAAGACCUAAAAUUGGUACAGGGACACUAUGAUAUUUGGGGAUUACCAUUUAUAUCUCUGAAAUGAACCAAAAGAUUUACAAAAGUUACAUAAUACAGGUGGUAGGACCGUGUACAGUAUUAUCUGUAGUUCAAAAUAUUGUUCCACGAACAUAAACAAAUCAUCUAUAUAAUACUUAACCAAAGGGAAAUGCCUUAACUUGAGGCCAAUCCUCCAUUUCUUAUUUUUGGAAUGGUGCCUUUGGUUUGUGUGCUAAAUUGUUUUAUUACAUAAAUAAAUAAGUUAAAUGAAAUUGUUUUGACAAGAAAAUCUGACAAUAAAGAUUUUUCAUAUUUAUAGUUGAGAGAAUGUGCAGUUGUUAUUUGUAUAUGUGUAUAUUUUUGUAAAUUGCACAAUUGUAAGUGUUACUUUGGUUCAGAUUUCACAAACCAAAAAUACUGGUACAUGAAGAUUGCAGGUAUUUGGUCAACAUUCUGUUAAUUUAAUUAUACAAUAAAUUGCUAUAUCUGUAGCAAUACUGUAAUUGUGCAAUAUUGAUUGUGUACAUUGUGUGAUCAGUUUAAUUUUACUUACACGCACAAGCAAUAAUGUUUAUAUUUAAACCACAGGAAUGUUUUAAAGGUGUGUUAUCACUUAAUGUACCUAUUUGGGUAGACAAAAAUAUAUGCUUGUGUAACUUGGAAAAACUUCAGUUGCAACCUUUGAUUUUCAACACUGAGAUUGGAUAACUUUUUGUGAAAAUCGAAGAAUAAAAUUAAUUAUCUAAUAGAAAUCUUCCAACAGAAGUUUAAUCCAUGUUUUUACACAAUAUAUAGGUGCCUAGUGCUUAUAAGUGGAUGUAUGGUGUGAAGGAUAUUGUUCAUUCCAUUUUCAGUCCGAAUAAGACAAAUUGAAAAUCAUAUUAUCAUUUUGUGCUUUUGAUGCAGUAUCUAAUUGCAUAAUAUUGUAAAAAGUAAGUACAUGUACAUGGACAGAAGUAUAUAUAACUUGACCUAUAUAUUAAUGUAAUAGUGUUACAUAAUA
Messenger RNA from Owenia fusiformis, 2190 nucleotides. The record is from the annotation of a GenBank genome assembly. NCBI's taxonomy places the organism in Eukaryota, Metazoa, Annelida, Polychaeta, Sabellida, Oweniidae.